Molecule: messenger RNA, 1829 nt
Organism: Paramuricea clavata
Lineage: Eukaryota; Metazoa; Cnidaria; Anthozoa; Malacalcyonacea; Plexauridae
Source: the annotation of a GenBank genome assembly
AUGGCUCCCUGCUCGCGAUCAGUACGUAAGGACGGUGUUGCAUAUAGCUGCUAUGAACGGCAACACACGGCUAGUCCGAUGUCUUGUUUAUUCUGGUGGCUUAUAAAUAUCCAAGAUGGUAUAGGCCAGACGCCUCUUACACUUGCACUACAUAUGGACCACACAGCAACCGCGAAAGUGUUAGUGGAAAAUGGAGCAUCAGUAAGGGAGGCGUUUUUUACAAAUGCCGUCGCUCCCCUUGAAAUCGCAAAGUUACAUUCAGACGCUAUCAUGAUCGACGUAAUAGAACGCAAGAUACAAGAAGAGGAUAAAAUUAUUUCUGACAUGAAGUCUCUUUGUUUUGGACAAUGGCGCGAAGUAAAACAGGCCGCAUCAAUGGAAUGUGAAAAUAGCAAAGAAAAAAACAACAAACUUAAUAUCAACGUAGGAGACCAAAAGAACACAGUGUUAGUCCAAGGUUGUGCAAAUCGUUGCCCUGAUAUCUAUGGCUGUCACACACCAGGUACGAUACUGUGAGACCAGCUAUGACUACUGUGUUUAUAGUGGGAUUUUAUGAUACAGAUAUAAAUUUUACAUGUUUCUGUGUAAACAAUGAAAUGUGAAGUUUUUAUUUCAAUCUUUGAACUUUAUAUGUUCCUUAUAACUAGGGGGUUAUCCUAUUUCUUAUAAAAACUGCUAUAAAAUGUAAAAAAAUUGACCAAACAAUAUAUGGAUGUCAAACCCCCUUCCCUUGUUAAGGGCUUGGGUACCAUGACCCCCCCCCCGCCUAAUUCUCUAACAAUAACAUUGUGGCUGCAUGUUUACAUGUAAUCAUAAAGUUGUUUUUUUUUCCAAUAGGUGGUGGUGACUUUCAUAAUCGUGGGUACAUCAACAAGUGUAUUGCUAGGGCUGCUGGCCCUGGUGGUUUUUGGCAUGUUGUGGAGCAUGUAUUAAAGAGACCAACAGUCAAUCCGAAGUCUUUCAAACAUAAGUUUAAAGAGAACCACUAUAAUAACAAUGAAGAAGCUCUGUAUGAUUAUGACGAUGGCCUCUCCAUAUCAAUGUUGAAAUGUUUUGAAAAGUCACCAUAUUUUCCUACCUCUACAGAGCUUGAUGCAUGCCUGAGUGAAAAUGGUAACCACAACAAUAUUUUGCUGGAGAAAUUGAAGACAUGGUUGAAAGAAAAAGAAAGUGAAGAUGAUGUUUUCAAAUAUCACUCCCAAAAUAUCAAUGAUCUAAUGCCAAUCACAAGGUGGUAUAAAGAGUCGAUAAGGUACGGCAUUGCAAUUGAAGGGGUAUGGAUGUUAUGCCCUGGUUUGUAUGCACAAAUGGGUAAGAUAAACUAUAGAGACGAGGCGUUUACACAUACGGUUAAUGCUAUUGCAAACUGGCCGUUGGCUUACCGGCUUAUGUACAGGCAAAAUCGAACAGUUAAUUUGGAUGGCAAACAGGGUAGACAACUGGCAGGUGAUGAAUGGGUGGAGGAGUACCUAGUGCGGCCAGUAAAACAAUUUUCGUCAGCUCAAAGCUCAUUUGUGAUGGUAGAACUAAUGUCAUGCAGCAUUGACCUUUUAGAACUGAAUAGAGAGAUGUACAAAUAUAAGGAUGCCUUUGAUAUUCAUACAACAAAAAAACACAAAAAACCACAGUCCAUGUAUGAGCAAUUGAAAGUUGCACAGUUUUCACCUAAGGAAAAGUGGUUUCAUUCCAUGGAUAGAAAAGCUGUUUUGAUAUAUCCUUGGACAGAUAAAAAAUACAAAGAAGGGGAGGUAGUGCAGCCCAAGUAUACUGAGGUUAUGAAAAAAGGAGAAGUCAAAGCUGCAGAUGACUUUAACUCGUUUCUUGAAUGA